GGGGGCGGGGGGGCCAUGGGCGGGGGCCGGGACCUGGUGGGCGCGCUGAGCCUGUGCUUGAGCGUGGGCUCCUUGGCCCUGCUCUCCACGGCCAUCUUCACGGAGCACUGGUACGAGACCGACCCGCGGCGGCACCGGGAGGGUUGCCGGGGCGAGGAGGACGAGAGGCGCCCCGAGGAGAGCGGCCGAGGCGGAGAAGCAGAAGCCCACCGCCCGCCCGCCCCGCCGCCCCGCCGCCGCCUCCUCCCGCUGCCCCACCUGCCCUUAAGGGGAGCGCCCCCUUCCACCUCCUCCUCCUCCUCCUCCUUUUCGGGGAGCCUCCUUCUCUGGGAGAGCCGGGCCUCUUGCUCCCGGCCGCUCUUCGCCACCCACGCCGGGCUCUGGAGGAGGUGCUACGUCCUGGGAGUCGACAGGGACCUCGACAGCUUGGUGGAAAGAGGUAUUGCUCAAAGAUGCACAGCAAUCAAAUACCACUUUUCUCCACCAAUACGCUUACGAAACAUCCCAUUCAAUUUAACCAAGAUUAUCCAGCAAGAUGAAUGGCACCUUCUACAUCUAAGAAGAAUCACAGCAGGCUUCCUGGGCAUGGCAGCAGCUGUUCUUCUCUGCGGGUGCAUCGUAACUGCAGUCAGUUUCUUUUGGGAGGAGAGCCUCACGCAGCAUGUGGCUGGUCUUCUUUUCCUCAUGUCAGGCAUCUUUUGCACUAUUUCUCUCUGCACAUAUGCAGCCAGCGUCUCCUAUGACCUUAACCGCCUACCCAAGUUCAUCUAUGGUCUCCCCGAUGACGUUGAACACGGAUACAGCUGGUCUAUAUUCUGUGCUUGGUGCAGUUUAGGACUCAUCGUGGCAGCAGGGUGCCUUUGCACCACGUAUCCGUUCCUUAGCAGGACAAAGAUUAGCCAUCUCAAAUCGACCAGAGACUCUUCUGUAUGACUGCUGAUUUUGGAGUAAUCUGUUUUCUUGUGAGGCAGCAGGUGAUCUGAAGAGUGGUCUUCAAGGAUUCAUAAGGGACUUAAUUUCAGAAUCCAAGCACAAAAAAAGAAACCUUGAUCCCUUAAAAUGCCAAAUGCUGUGUCUUACUAGCCAGGAAACAUGGAGAAAUUCUCUGGCUACAGAGUGGCAGAGAAACAGAACAUGCAGAUGACCAAAAUCCUUGUGGAACUGACAGCUGCAGUUCAGCACAACGUAUAUGCACACAUCACAGUUAGACAAAAAACACUGUGCUGAUUAUUUAGGGCUGUUUUUAUUUCGCAGAGCUUUGUACAUAAGGUGACAACAAACAACAAAAAACAUAACUGCCAAAACCUCCCAAAGUUGCAAGAAUAGUUCUUAGUUAUCCUCAGUCUUACUUGCAUCUGAAUUUAUGCAUUUUUUUUUUGGUAUGGGAGAGUUCCAGUGUUAUAAGUGGAUGAAAAAUUCCCUUCAGAAACAAUGCAGGAAAAGGACCUGUUGACUUUCAGGAUAUUGCAUUCUACUGGCCAUUCCCUGUAAUGGAGAAAGUUAAACAUGACUGAUCUAGAACAUGGCCAUAUAGCUCGAAAAACCUACAACAACCCAUUACUGAUCUGCCUAUUCAGUAAUGGCAACAUUUCCUGUUAUGUAUCCCCCCUCAAUACCUUUUUGUAUCUCCUAUGGAACUAAAUGCCAUGUAUAAAACCAAGAUUAACUGUAUGAAAUGGAUGAUAGGGCACUAGUUAGUAUCUUGUUGGAAGUAACAUCUGUUGUACAACCUCAACCUCAUUAGAUCUAGAAGAAAAUUAGUUGCAGAUCAUCUCCCUCUCUUGAUAGUGUCUGUAAUAUCGCUGAGCAAAUAAAAGACCUGGGUAUGGUGUCUUCUUCAACGAUGAUGUAAAUUCAAAACAGAAAAUACAACCAUGAAUUCAAAAUG
Molecule: messenger RNA, 1888 nt
Organism: Anolis sagrei ordinatus
Lineage: Eukaryota; Metazoa; Chordata; Lepidosauria; Squamata; Anolidae
Gene: TMEM178A
Product: transmembrane protein 178A
Biological process (GO): negative regulation of osteoclast differentiation; regulation of cytosolic calcium ion concentration
Cellular component (GO): endoplasmic reticulum membrane
Source: RefSeq, a predicted model, not a curated record